Messenger RNA from Ogataea parapolymorpha DL-1, 1467 nucleotides. RefSeq names its product WD40 repeat-containing protein. The coding region runs from base 1 to 1467 and encodes 488 amino acids. The transcript has a single exon. Lineage: Eukaryota; Fungi; Ascomycota; Pichiomycetes; Pichiales; Pichiaceae. Gene Ontology annotation, molecular function: protein binding; mRNA binding. The record is from RefSeq and is a predicted model, not a curated record. Gene Ontology annotation, biological process: mRNA splicing, via spliceosome. Gene Ontology annotation, cellular component: catalytic step 2 spliceosome.
AUGUCUCUGCUAGGAUACGCCAGCGACUCUGACGACGAUGCCAACUCGCAAAUGAGCCUUGUUCCCGCGCCUGUUUCAGAGAGCCGGAAGGAGCCAGAAACACAAAAGUCAAACGGAAAACGGACAAUCACAGGCUUUGUUGAGACAGAAGUGGUAGACGGCCUAAAAUUUCAGAGAAAUAAAAGAUUAUACGAACAGGGACCAAAAGACCCAGAAAACGAACAAACCAAGUCCCGAAAACAGCGUGCAAAAGAAUUGAAAAGACGUCGGAAGAAUAAAGGAGAUCCAGGGGAGCUGGACGGUGAAAAUGCAUACAGAGGACCUUGGGCCAGCUACAGCGAGAGCGAAGACGAUGGUGAACUAGAGGAAGAAGAAGUGCAGGCACCAUUAGAAGCAGCCUCCGAGAACGGAUCAGAAGAAGAACAAACUGAGGAAGAAACCACCACCUUCUACGGUGACUCGCAAUAUGACUAUCUCGGGAGAACGUAUAUGCACGUUCCUAACGACGUGCAAACCAACUUACAUAAGGAGCCAGGAAGCCAGCGCUGCUACGUGCCGAAAAAGAAAAUACACACAUUUGCCGGACACGCACGAGGUGUCCAAUGCCUGCAAUUCUUUCCUAAUAGUGGCCAUUUGCUGCUUACCUGUGGAAACGACUCGUCAAUCAAAUUAUGGGAUGUAUAUCAUAAACGGAAAUUGCUUAGAGGAUUCUAUGGACACAUGAAGCCUGUGAAAUGCGUGACGUUCAAUUCCUCGGGGUCUCACUUUUUGAGUUGCUCGUACGACGAAACAGUCAAGCUGUGGAACACAGAGACCGGCGAGUGCGAAUUCAAAAAAAAACUGGAUGGCAUUCCCAACGUUGUCAGAUAUAUCCCCGACAAUGACAACGAGUUUCUGGUUGGCAUGUCCAACAAAAGAAUCGAUCAUUAUGAUCUGAAAACAGGCGACGUGAUCCAGUCGUACGAGCACCACACAGACGCGGUUAACAGUCUCGAGUUCAUUAACGAUGGGGAAAAUUUUGUGUCUUCGUCGAGCGACAAGUCGCUGCGCAUCUGGGAAGUUAAAGUCAACAUGCCCGUAAAACUCAUAGCCGACCCCAAACAGUUUUCCAUGCCGUUUUUGAAAGUUCAUCCUAAAGGUUUCGCGUUUGUCGCACAAUCUUCCGACAACACCAUCCAAACAUUUGCAGCCAGCGCCGAAGACAAGUUCAAGCGAAACAGAGAUAAAACAUUCACUGGUCACAACUCCGCCAAUUACUCCAUUGGGCUGCAGUUUACGCCCGACGGGAGAACUUUAAUGAGCGGCGACUCGCACGGAUUUGCAUUUUUCUGGGACUGGAGGUCCACAGAGCUGAUCUCCAAGCUCAAGGUCAGCUCCAAGCCGAUAACCUGCAUCGAUUCACAUCCCCAAGAAAGUAGCAUGGUGGCUCUCGCAGGAGCCGAUGGGAAGGUGUAUUUGUACGAUUGA